This is a messenger RNA of Saccoglossus kowalevskii, 2761 nucleotides long. RefSeq names its product dynactin subunit 1-like. Gene Ontology annotation, cellular component: microtubule associated complex; axon; kinetochore. Lineage: Eukaryota; Metazoa; Hemichordata; Enteropneusta; Harrimaniidae. The record is from RefSeq and is a predicted model, not a curated record. Gene Ontology annotation, biological process: nuclear migration; establishment of mitotic spindle orientation.
UUUUAAUAGAUUAGACGCCGAUUGCCUGAACAAGAUGCCAGUAACCCAGAAUUGUUAUUCCAAAAAGAGGUCAAAGAGUCAUUAAAGGACUGUUUAGAUCACUACGACAAAAUAGUUUUGGUAAUGAAGGAAAUUGCAUCAAGCAUAAUGGAAGACGCAUCUGCUCUACAAGACCUUACCAGUGGUAGCAGUCCAGCAGCUGACAAGAAAUGCCAAGAUCAUGAAGGAAUAAACAUAAAGAAAUUUGAUGAGAUAGCAUGCAAUGCGUCAUCUUCAGUGUAUGGAAGGGAAGAUAAAGGACCAUACCAAAGUAUAAGAGGGUCAUGCAGUAAGCUGGUGACAGUUGUCAAUAAGAUAUGCCUGGCAAUACAGGAAGGAGAAUAUGAUGGCAAGGCUAAUGUAGAUCCAAAGCAUGUGAAUCCUGUUUCUAAACGUGCAUCCAAAGUAAAAGCCGAGAUUUGUGAUAUGGAAGGUCUUGGACUUAAACUUGAAGCAAAAGACACAGAUAUUAAAGAACUUAGAAAGCAUCUCAAACUAAAACAAGAAGAAUUAAGUGAAGGAAAUGUGAGAUUAGGUUUGGUUGAGAAGAAGUUGGAAAAUGCCAGCAGAGAGGCAGAUGACAGGGUGGAGAAGGUACAGAAGAGACUACAGGAACUCCAACAAGUAUCUAAAAAGAAAGAAAGAGAAUUUGAUGAGACAUUGGAUCACAUGCAAGGUGACAUUGACGCAUUGGAACGUGAAAAGAGUGAACUGAAAACUAGGCUGAAUACAUUAUCUAAGAAAACUUUAUUGGAAGGUCUGAGUCGCAGCCAAGGUCAGCCAUCUGGAAUUGCUGCAGUCGUAGCUGGAACUGCAUCUGCACCUGGAAUGUCUGGUGGUCAGGGUACACAGGUUGUCAUACAGGACUCUCCUAUGUUAGUAGAACAGUUGGAUGUAUUGCGAAAUGCUGUCAGACAUCUGAAGAGAGAAAAUACCAGAUUAAGAUCUUCACAAACAAAGGCUGUAUUUACGCUAGAUCCAUUAAUACUUCCAAAGAAACCAACUGGAUUAGCCAGUCCGACUGGUUUUGUAGAGUUGGAUUCUGAGACAGCUCAGCCAUCACAGUUACUCUCAUUGGUUAGAAGAACAAAUCAAGUACAAAAGGAAUUAGAAGAUGUAUGUGCUUGUCCUAGUGUUGUUGAUAUAACUAGACGUAAACCUGGACAGUUACCAGCAGUUACAACAGCCACUCCAAAGAAUCAGCUUUUGAACAAUAUCACCAAGGUGCAUGAUCUCAAUAAUUAUGUUACACAAUUACAGAACGAGAUUCGCAGAUAUGCCACAAGACAGAGACCAGGAGCACAGGCCAAGUCAGACUUUUCUGAGUUCAAUUCAAAUACAUAUACUAAGGCUGCCCAUGAGAGAUUGUCAACAUCUGUAUGCAUUGGUAAAAUUAGAGUACCUGUUGGUAAAGGAGAAGAACCUAAAGUGGUUGCCCUCAAUCUACAACCACAACAUUUAAAAGAGAUUCAUGAACAUUUUAGAUUAUAAGUGUAUUACUUAGUAGAUAUUAAGAUUGCUUCUCUCUAUGCAUAGUUGUAUAAUGCUCUCACAUAUCUGUGACAUUUCCUUACAUUUGUGUGUUUUAUUGUGUUUGUGUCAUAUCUCAUAUUUGCCUAAAUUGAUAAAUUCUGUCAGUUUACAUAAUCUGAAACAAAAUCUUGAUAUUCAAAUGGUUAUGAGUCAUCAACAUUCGCCUUAUCAACAGAAUCAAUAUAGACGAUAAUUAAUUUUUUUCAUCACAAUUUAUUUAUUUUUGUCAUACCUUAAGUUUAGCUUGGAAAUUUUAAAAUGUUGAUUUUUGAUUCAUCUUAAAACUAAAUGUUUCCUGAUCUAGUUAAUACAGUACAUGUUUAGGAGAGGCAGACUGUAAAUAAACAAUUUCUGAAUUACCGUCAUAUGAAAUGUAAUUCUAUUUGCGCGUGUGUAAUUUGGCAACGGGUGAAGGUAAGACCAAGUCAAAAGAACACCAAAGGCCAUGCACCCCAGAAGAUGUCAGCGGCAUAUUUGAAAGAGUUUUUUUUAUGAUGGCGGAGUGAGUGUGAGUUGUUACAAACGAGGGCAGCUAAAACUAUAAAAGACAGUUGAGAAAAAUGGAAAAUGGACUGAAAUGGUACGUGUAUUUUGCUGAGGAAAUAUGACCGUAACAGUUUUUCAACUCCUAAAAUACCUGCAAAAAAUAUUGCACUAUAGCCAAAGAUAAUUUGCAUGUUUGUAAUUCUUGCUUAAGCAGAAUACUAGUAGUGUACAAAUUUUCAGAGGCUGGUAUGAGUAAGGUAAAGGAUGGCAGUUUUAUUUGAGGGUAAUUUGGAUGUUGCGAGUUGAAACGUUCAAAAUCUGUCCUACCUUCAGGUUUGUUGACCUCAGGUCACACAGUAUGUGUAAGCGCAUAAACAAUAAAUGCCCAAAUGCUAUCAAUUCAAGAAUUGAUAACAAGAGAGCCAAAGGACAUGUUUGAUCAUGUCCAUUUGAACUGUGUAACCAUGGUACAAUGACAAGUGUGAAAAAGAACACUAUUUAAGGGCCAUCUCAGGUCUAUUGAAACUGUAAAACCAUGACAAUGAACUUUUCCUGUCAACUUUUAAAUUUCAUUAUUUUUUUGGCAAAGGGUUUUAUUUUUUCGUUUACAUAUUUGCUCUGAAAAGGAAGUUACUGUAUGGUAUUGCCAUGUAAUUUAUAAAAGUGUUAAUUGUCCAUAUUAAAUAUUUUCCUGUCAACAAAA